Molecule: messenger RNA, 309 nt
Organism: Podarcis lilfordi (Lilford's wall lizard)
Lineage: Eukaryota; Metazoa; Chordata; Lepidosauria; Squamata; Lacertidae
Source: the annotation of a GenBank genome assembly
GACCUGACCAGAUGAUGCACAGAGAUGUGUAUAUUCACCUUAAGUAUACCACUACCAACAAAAAAAUACUGUUACAUGCUGUGUUUUGUUUUUUUGUCUUCAUAGCAUCAGUGGAAAUUUAUAUCUUAAACUCUUCCAUUUUUGCUCUCUUCAUUUCCAGCCAAAUGGAACAAGAUAUUCCUGGUGUGUCCUAUUCAGAAGUGCCCCAGAGAGAAACGCAGUGGCAGCUGUUCAGCUCAUCUGCAUAUUCAAGCCAGGAAUCUGGAACACUAUUAGAAGGACUGCUACACAUACCAGUAAAAAAUGCCG